AUGUCUCCUAUACGGGUAAGAACGACCAGCGACUAUAGAGUUUUGGUUGUGGUUACUUGGGCAGGUAACAGAAAAGGAAAAUUAAGACCAUACAAGAUAUUAAAAAAAGAUCCAGAGUACCAGGAAGCUUUCAAGAACUUCGGCAACAACGAAUUAAUUGGAAAUUUAAAUUAUCAACAAAACAUCUUUAAUAUUAUUCAGAGAUUUAUAUGUAAUGUCUACAAUGUCCCUAAUGUAAUUGAUGUUGAUGGCGCUAGACUUCAAAUAUUCAUCGACUCGUACACAGUCUCCGAUGUAAACGAAGCUUUUGACCUAAAGAAGUUGCGAAAUUUUGACGCUAGCAACCUACCGCCUUGCAAAAGCGAGCUACUGCAGCAAUUUCUGCGAGCAAACUAUGUAUGUACCAUUUGGAAUAAUGCUCAUUUGAAAAAUCCAACCACAUAUCAACCAGACAAUACCGGCUGGGUAUUAAAAGAUGACAAAUACCAGUUCAAAUGGUUUAAAGGGAAUCAACUACCGAGCUAUGUUAGGGAUUCGCUCAAAACUCAAUCAGAAACUGACGAAGAAGGUGAUGUUGAGGACGAUCAUGCCAUCGAUUGGAGUAGUAGUGAUGAAGAAAAUGAUAACAUCGACGACAAUGCUUAA
Molecule: messenger RNA, 645 nt
Organism: Leptosia nina
Lineage: Eukaryota; Metazoa; Arthropoda; Insecta; Lepidoptera; Pieridae
Source: the annotation of a GenBank genome assembly